AUGUCGACUUCCAAAGAUGAGCUCAGCGCCAAUGCUAAAUUGUUUAAGACUCCUGGAAAGAGUAUCCUCGCUGUUGAUGAAUCGAUUAGCACCGUCAAGCUGCCCUGUUGUGAAGAUAACGAGGAUCCCAGGCGUGCCUAUCGGGAGCUACUCUUGACCCCUCCUGGAGCUCUCCGCUCUCUUAAUGGAGUGGUUCUUUCGGAGGAAGCUCUCCAUCAGAAGACCGAGCAUGGCAAACCUUUCGUGGAUGUCCUGGAGGAAAAUAAAGUACUUGUUGGCAUUACGAUUAGGGGCAACCCGGUUGCUUGGCGUGGUCUUGAUGGCCACCCUCAGAAAUUCCGACAACACCGCGAAGCCAGGGCUCGCUUUGCCGUGUGGGGCGAUGGGCCUGUCACCGACGCAAGUGAGCCAUCUGAGGAUGCUAUCCGCAAGCAGGCAAAGGAACUGGCGUCGUUCGCUACAUGCUGCCAGAGGGGCGGUCUCAUCCCCAUUGUGUAUCCAAAGUUGUCAUUUGAUAAAACCCCCAGCACUAGCAACCCCCAGGCUGGUCAGCGGGACAUUCCUGGAGACACCCUCCGUGUCCUGCGGGAAACUGUGCCUCCUGCCAUUCCGGCCAUCGUGUUCUUGUCCAGUGGGCAGAGCGAGGACGAGGCCGUCAUUGCCAUGAACAAUCUCAAGGUCAGCAAGCCAUGGAGCCUCUCCUCCUUUUUUGGUCCGUCACCACAACAGAGAACCUUGAAGGCCAGGGCUCGAAAUGACAGUCCGCAUUCCCCACAAGACACGAGGCGAGCUCAGAAGCGACCUCGGGGAACUAACAAGGGCGACCUUCAACCUGGUGAGGGCACUUCCAAGUCUCCUUAUCACAAGGACUACAAGCACUGA
Molecule: messenger RNA, 882 nt
Organism: Eucalyptus grandis
Lineage: Eukaryota; Viridiplantae; Streptophyta; Magnoliopsida; Myrtales; Myrtaceae
Product: fructose-bisphosphate aldolase 8, cytosolic-like
Exons: 4
Coding region: 1-882 (293 amino acids)
Biological process (GO): glycolytic process; fructose 1,6-bisphosphate metabolic process
Cellular component (GO): cytosol
Molecular function (GO): fructose-bisphosphate aldolase activity
Source: RefSeq, a predicted model, not a curated record